Molecule: messenger RNA, 744 nt
Organism: Blumeria graminis f. sp. triticale
Lineage: Eukaryota; Fungi; Ascomycota; Leotiomycetes; Helotiales; Erysiphaceae
Source: the annotation of a GenBank genome assembly
AUGUCUUCUAACACUCCUCAAUUUGAUACAAUAGAAGAUUCUAUAGAAGCUUUUCGAGAUGGAAACUUCGUCAUAGUCCUCGAUUCUACUUCUCGCGAAAAUGAAGGUGAUCUUAUAAUAGCAGCGUCAGCUAUGACCCCAGAAAAAAUGGCAUUUAUGGUUCGGCAUACUUCAGGAAUCGUUUGUACACCUAUCAUGCCAGACCUCGCCAAGGCUUUAGAGCUGCCGCUGAUGGUCGGAGAAAAAGAAAGCGAAGACCCAAAUCAAACUGCCUACACUAUCUCUAUUGACGCAAAGCACCCUUCAAUUACGACCGGCAUAUCUGCACAUGACCGUGCUCUCGCAUGCAAUCUCCUCGUCUCGGCCGAGGCUAGCCUUACUCCAAAACCUUUCCACUUUCGGCGUCCUGGCCAUAUAUUUCCCCUCAUAGCUCGACCCGGUCUCAUCCGCCAGCGCCGCGGGCAUACGGAAGCAGCGAUAGAACUUUGCCGACUGGCUAGUUUGCCGUUGGUAGGUGUCAUAAGCGAAAUAGUAGAUGACGGCAUUGAGACAAAAGGAAAGGCGGAGAGAAAAGAGCCCGGAAUGAUGAGAAGAGCUGAAUGUAUUGAGUUUGGAAAGCAAUGGGGGCUCAAGUGCUGCUGUAUAGAAGAUCUAGUAGCAUUCGUUGAGGCGGAGGAAGCAGAAAUUGAGAGCGUUGUCGACCCUAUCAGUUGUCACACGCCAAGCGUCACAAAAAAUACUUGA